CGCCAAUACGGUAGGCACAAUGAAUUCUCCAGGAUUAUAAACAGAUACAAGUUCGUUGUAGUUGUCUUCUGGGCCGCUUGGUGUGGCCCUUGCCGAAUUAUAUCGCCUGAAUUCGAGAAACUUUCAAACGAUAAGGCUUUCUCUCAGGUCGAUUUCUAUAAGAUUGAUAUCGAUGAACAAGUUAAAAUUGCUACGGAGGUUGGUAUACGUCAAAUACCAACCUUUGUUCUUUUCAAAUACGGGGCCCAAAUUUAA
Messenger RNA from Aspergillus ruber CBS 135680, 255 nucleotides. RefSeq names its product thioredoxin-like protein. The transcript has a single exon. The record is from RefSeq and is a predicted model, not a curated record. Gene Ontology annotation, molecular function: protein-disulfide reductase activity. Lineage: Eukaryota; Fungi; Ascomycota; Eurotiomycetes; Eurotiales; Aspergillaceae. The annotation marks the transcript as partial.